Messenger RNA from Lodderomyces orthopsilosis Co 90-125, 1065 nucleotides. It is a transcript of the gene CTA26, whose product is annotated as Cta26p. Bases 1 to 1065 code for a protein of 354 amino acids. NCBI's taxonomy places the organism in Eukaryota, Fungi, Ascomycota, Pichiomycetes, Serinales, Debaryomycetaceae. The transcript has a single exon. The record is from RefSeq and is a predicted model, not a curated record.
AUGUCGGCUAACCUACAGACCAAACUUGAAAACUCCCUCAAUGAAGUACUCAAAACGGCAGGAUUCAUAUUUGAAGUUAUAAACAGCAACAAAAAGCAGAGUACUUUGAUAAUGGGUCCCAAUAAUCAACUAAUACAACCAGCAAUCAUCAAACAACUAACUAACCACAUUAAUGAAUUUGAUUCAAUACUUGACGAAACCAUUUUCAAGUUUAAUGACGCAAAGUGGUGUAUUGAUACAAUGAUAGAGAACAAACAAAAACAGGAGGAGAUGAAGAUAAAAGAAGAGCUCGAAAGGCAGAAACGAGAGGCCGAGGCCAAGAGGUUAAAGGAGGAAAUGGAAGCAAAGAAAAGAGCAGAAGAGGAGGCUGCAGCAAAAGCAAAACUAGAAGCUGAAGCUAGAUCAAAAGCAGAGGCAGAAGCAAAAGCACAGGCUGAGAAGGAGGCGGUCGAAAUAGAACGACAAAGGAAAGAGGAGUUGGAAAAGAAAGAACGAGAAGAGGCGGUAGAGAGAGAAAGGAAAGAAGCAGAAGAGAAAACUAGACAAGAGCAGCAGCAGCAAUUGCAAUCCCUGAACCAAGCGCUGGAACAAUUUCAAAACUUUGACGAUUUGAUGGACUUUAAUAUGGAUGAUCUUGGCCAAAGUGAUGACAGGGCCAACAUGGACGAUCAAAAUGACUUUUUAUCUUCCAUGAAUUAUGAUAACUUGAACAUGAAUAUGCCCUUAGAAGAUACCAGUAAAGUCGAUAAUAGUGUGUUUGAUGAUUUUAACAUUGACGACCUAGAUACCGGUAAUCAAGAGCCGGACAAAGUGGAAAAUAAUACUAAUUCCAAUGUGGAUAUAGGUAACAAAGAUGAAUCACAGAGUAAGCCACUAGAGAAAGGGGAUGACAUGGAUUUGGACAUGAACAAUCUACUAGGAAAUGACGAACUGAUCUUAGAUGGCUUAAAUAUGAGUUUACUAGAGGGCGGAUUUGAUGGUAGUGAUGAUGGAAAUAACGCCAACAACGCACAAUUAGGUGAUGAGUUUGACGUUGACAAUUUUUUGAAUCAAUUUGGUAAUUAG